Molecule: messenger RNA, 508 nt
Organism: Anarrhichthys ocellatus (wolf-eel)
Lineage: Eukaryota; Metazoa; Chordata; Actinopteri; Perciformes; Anarhichadidae
Product: cartilage intermediate layer protein 1-like
Exons: 3
Coding region: 102-380 (92 amino acids)
Source: RefSeq, a predicted model, not a curated record
UGCAAUGGUCAAGAUCAAAUGUACCCAUUUUGACUACUCUAUCAUCAGAAAAAUACACAGUCACAGUCAACUCUAUUUUUCCUAAAUUAGAUUUAGCAACAAUGGAAGAACAGCAGACUCCUAACCUCUUGACUCCAGUGACCGAAGAAAUGGAAAAGGAGCCGACUCCUAUCAACUUGCCUCAAGCGCACCGAGUCAGUUCAUCUUGCUGGACAGAGUGGUUUGAUAGAGAUGACCCCAGUGGAACUGGGGACUGGGAAACUCUCUUCCAUCUUCACAUGGCGAACCCAGGAAAGAUCUGCCCAAACCCACUAGCUAUUCAGGUCCAAACUCUAACUGGGCUCACUGUAGCUCAAACAGGGGAUGUGAUUUAUAGGUAAGUUCUGACCGAGUAUAUAUAGUUCUGAUCGAGUAUAUAUAAUGUCAAUGUGUUGAAUGCAAUGAUUCAUAUUGUGUUCUACUGAAUGUGAUGAUUUAAUGUUGCUAUAUGAUGUGUUUGUGAGACCAA